Aspergillus pseudotamarii is the source of this 250-nucleotide messenger RNA. RefSeq lists its product as uncharacterized. The annotation marks the transcript as partial. NCBI's taxonomy places the organism in Eukaryota, Fungi, Ascomycota, Eurotiomycetes, Eurotiales, Aspergillaceae. The transcript has a single exon. Gene Ontology annotation, cellular component: ribonuclease P complex. Gene Ontology annotation, biological process: tRNA 5'-leader removal. The record is from RefSeq and is a predicted model, not a curated record.
AUGGUCCGCGUCAAACACCGCUACCUCCUCCUCGACAUCCUCUACCCAGAUCCCACCUCAUGGCCACCCUCAACCACAGCGCCCAAAAAUGCACCACUAACCGCACAAUCCCAAUUGCAAAUCCACUCGCCCACAUCCGACGCCCUGACGCCGAGCUUACUCGCGAAGAUGGUGAGGGAGGAAGUCGCAGAGAUAUUCGGUGAUUGGGGCGUGGGGAGACUGGGUGGUGUUACCGCUGGAGGUGUUAGUG